AGGAGAAGGAAAAUCCAAUGAUUAAUGGGUUCUUUUCUUUGAAUUCUUUUCUUCACUUGCAGCAGCAGAGGGACCACCUGUUUGACUUUUCAUUGCUGUGCAAUAACUUUGGGACCAUGAAUCAGACAGAUGCUGUGGUUUUACUCACCAACAGUAGCAACAUGUUGGGUAACCUACUGGGAUGUUGCACCCAAGCGUCAGUGGUAACAGACGAUGGCUUUCCGGAACCAGCUGUGGACGAAAAGAAUCUUUUUGUUAUGAGGGUGGUGCAGAUUGCAGUCAUGUGUGUUCUGUCCCUCACCGUGGUCUUUGGGAUCUUCUUUUUAGGAUGCAAUCUUCUCAUCAAGUCCGAAGGGAUGAUAAACUUUUUGGUCAAAGAGCGAAGACCAUCCAAAGAAGUUGAAGCAGUAAUUGUGGGUCCUUACUGA
Messenger RNA from Bufo bufo (common toad), 428 nucleotides. RefSeq names its product reprimo, TP53 dependent G2 arrest mediator homolog (gene RPRM). The transcript has a single exon. Bases 18 to 428 code for a protein of 136 amino acids. The record is from RefSeq and is a predicted model, not a curated record. NCBI's taxonomy places the organism in Eukaryota, Metazoa, Chordata, Amphibia, Anura, Bufonidae.